AGAAAUAUUUUGAAUAUUGACUUUGUUUAGUUUAUUACUGUUUACUUCUUUUAACAGUGGAGUUUUUAUGUACAAAUGUUUAAUUUUUUUUUUGAAGGUGUCUUUGUUUUAUAGCAUUUCUUUGCAUGUACCUAAGACUUUUGCACAGUACUGUAUACCAGGUAUAAAAGGUGUAGCACCCGAGAGACAAAGAGAGGUGAAGUUUACAUUUUCCCCCUGAGAUAUACUACCACGUUUCCCGAGUAAUGGCCGCAGUGUGUUCCUUUGACAGAUCACAGUAGUAGCGACGUCUAUGGCCACAAUCUGAGCAUCACGAUGGACGAAGUAAGUGGAAAGUUUCCUAAAAAUUCCAAUACGCACAGCAGAGAUGAUCUGUCUAAGCAUCAGCAAAACCACAAGAAGAUCAAGCCGCUGGUGAAGAAGAAAACGCGCACCAUUUUCUCCAAAAGACAAAUCUUCCAGCUGGAGUCGACUUUCGACUUGAAGCGCUACCUGAGCAGCGCUGAGCGAGCAUGCCUCGCCAACUCCCUACAGCUCACUGAGACGCAGGUGAAAAUCUGGUUUCAAAACAGAAGGAAUAAACUGAAACGGCAGAUCUCCACAGACUUGGAGGGGUCGUACAGAGGAAGUGUUGGGAGUAAUAUUUUGGGAGGAUGUUUGUUGCCGACGCCGGUUCCACUUCUGUAUGCAGGGAGCACUCCACAUUACCUUUACCUAUCCCAUGCCAGCAAAUAUUUCAGCCUUUUCGAUGGAGAUACGUGAUUUCUCACAGCACAGACUGUGUUUCUUUCUUUCUUUCUUUUGUUCGUUUGCAUGGAUGAUACGCCAACAUUUGGAAGCACAACACUGAGUCAUUUAACUUGUGAUAAUAGUUGCACAAAAAAGACUGAACACUAAUGCUAUCGUGUUUAUUUUGCUAUGCAAGAUGUUAAUAAGGGAAACAUCAAACAGUUCUGUAAUAGCCUUUAUCACUCUUAAAUGAUAAAAUCGCAUCAUUUAAAAACUAAAUACAGCUUUGCUAAAAGACAUUCAAGAUCUUUGCUAAAGAAUCUGCUAUUUUAGAUGUUACUUUUUUAUUAUACGAAGAACACAUUGUGAUGGUUUUUUUAAUCGAUGUAA
This is a messenger RNA of Ictalurus furcatus (blue catfish), 1119 nucleotides long. Its product is annotated as homeobox protein HMX3-B-like. Gene Ontology annotation, biological process: regulation of transcription by RNA polymerase II. The record is from RefSeq and is a predicted model, not a curated record. Gene Ontology annotation, cellular component: nucleus. Gene Ontology annotation, molecular function: RNA polymerase II transcription regulatory region sequence-specific DNA binding; DNA-binding transcription factor activity, RNA polymerase II-specific. The coding region runs from base 316 to 762 and encodes 148 amino acids. NCBI's taxonomy places the organism in Eukaryota, Metazoa, Chordata, Actinopteri, Siluriformes, Ictaluridae. The transcript has a single exon.